Molecule: messenger RNA, 1089 nt
Organism: Pocillopora meandrina
Lineage: Eukaryota; Metazoa; Cnidaria; Anthozoa; Scleractinia; Pocilloporidae
Source: the annotation of a GenBank genome assembly
AUGAAUAUUUCAAAUGACAGUGCCACGACAACUCCCGUGCUAUUUGUCACAGAUCCUGUCAAUAUCACUAGCGCAGUUGCUGUGGGUCUCGUGAUAGUACUUACUAUAUUUGGAAAUGCAAUCGUAUGUGCAAGCUUCUACACAUUCCGAGACCUUCGAACAAUAUGUAACUAUUUUAUCAUAAGUCUCGCAAUAUCCGAUAUACUAGUAGCAAUUUUGGGGAUGCCAUUUUGGUUAGUAUUGCAGCUUACCGAUUUAUCAAACAAGACCGUCAUUCAGGGAGAUCUUUAUCUCUUUUGGCAAUGCAUGGAUAUUUUCUUUGGCACAGCAUCCAUAAUGAACUUGGCAGCGGUUAGUGCUGAUAGACACGUGGCAAUCACUGCCCCAUAUUCAUAUCCUCAUGUAAUGACAUCACGAAGAGCUUUGCUUAUUUUGUGUUUUGCAUGGAUUUAUGCCGUCGUAGUGUCCAGUCUGCGACUCCUGGAUAAAAACUGGAUACGAACCGGUGGAUAUCAAUAUAUGGUGUUCAUAGCGAGCUUUGCACUUCCGCUGUUAUUUAUGAUCGCGAUGUACGCUAGAAUUUAUGUUGUAGCUAGACGCCAGGCUCGUCGAAUCGGUCGUAACAGGAACUACACUACAGACGUGAAAGCCGCGAAAACAAUAGCGGUGGUGAUUGGUGCGUUCGUUUUCUGUUGGGCGCCUUUCUUUGUGUCAGUCAUUGGCUACAUCAACAACAAGAACUUUUAUCCUUUGGAUGUUCACAAGUGCGCCAAAUGGUUGGAAUAUGUAAAUAGUUGUUUAAAUCCAAUUUUGUACACUUGCUUAAACAAAACCUAUCGCAGGGCCUUCAAGAGACUUUUUACUCGAUGGCGUGGACGGCUAGAAAGAACUCGAGAAGAGUCACUCACUACGAUAGGAACAUUAUCUAGAAGGCUUACCUUACCUAGAGGAUCCAUUUUUGCCACUCAUGGAGACACGUUUUCUAGCUCGUCCUCAAAAGAGCUUAGUAAUGGUGAAUUAAGAAGGAAGCUUAGUAGAAAAAGCAGUGUUAAAAGAAAAACAGAAGACCCUCCUGUUACAUUUAUAUGA